GUACACUGCUACUAGGCGUAUGUGCGCGAGCUGCUUAGGUUAUUACGGAAUUGCCUUGUGUGCGCAGUGCCAGACCUCCAGAAGCCAUGUAUGACUUCUGUGGAAUGCACCAGCCGAUUGAGGACUACUCAGACUUGAUGCCGGAGCUGUUUGGGCACGGGAAGGGAAUGCCCGUCAGCAUGGACUGGGGGCAACCCGCGUACCACCAGCAGGCCUCACAGCCUGUGCAGCAGCUCUCACAGCAGACCUCGCUGCCGCUGGCGACAUCUCCCAAGGACGAGCCCUGCUCCAUGGGGUUCGCCGUGGGCGCUUCGCGAAGGCGCAAGGCUGCACCAAAGAGCUUGCGCCCGCAGCAAAUAGCUAUAAUUGAGCUGCAGAAGCAAUUGGAUGUCCUGAUAAAGGAGCACGACGUGGUGGCGACGGAGAACAGCAGGCUCAAGGCCCGACUAAGGGUCAUCGAGGCCGUGCUGCCGGUUCGCGAGUGCAAGGCGCGGCUCGCGCAGGCCGCUGGGCUGGGCUCCCGGACCGCGCCAGAGCCCGAGUCGCCCGCGCUGGCAGGCCUCCUCGACCUCCCCGCGCCCAGCCCCUCCUCCUCCUUCACCACCAGCACCUGCCCGUCCGGCGCCGACGCCGAUGACACCGCCAGCGCCCAGGACCCCAUCAGCAGCAGCAGUAUGGGCUUUGACAGCCUGGGCCGCUCCUACUCCGGCGCCACCUCUCUCGCCGCCCCGUCGUCAGGCGCCACCGCCCGUACCUGCACCACCAGCGGCACCGCCGCCCCCGACUCGGCCCGGCGCCAGCACCACAAAGCGCAGCAGCAGCAACAGCAGCAGCAGCAGCAGCAGGUCGAGGACGAGGCGCGGUGGCAGCAGGCGUGGCAGACCUGGGUCCGCGAGGCAGCGUUGCUGGUGAACGCCCACGAUGCGCGGCCCAACGAGCUGUACGUGAAGCGCGUGGAGGAGGCGUUUGCACGGCUUAAGGCCGCGGCGGUGUACGGCUGUGCUAAGCACCCGGAGCUCAUCUGCAACAUGCGCCAAGUGAACAUGGAGACGGGCGUGGAGGAGGUGCCGCCCGACUCGUUCUGGACGCUGGUGGCGAGCGGCAUGCGCCUGACGCCGGCGCAGGUGGCGGACUGCCGCACCGCGCUGACGCUGUACCGCGAGCGCAUGGAGGUGGUGAUGGCGGAGCGGCGCAGCCUGGCCGACCAGCUGGCGUCGUGCAUGGGCGCCCUGCACCUGGCGGAGGCGGAGGGACGCGCAGCGCCGGGCAGCAUGCAGCGGGAGCGGCUGACGCUGGAGGCGGAGGAGGUGGCGGCGGCGCUCGACACGAACGUCGCCGCCGAGGGCCACACCACCAUGCUCGCACGCGACCUGCUCAACAGCACGCUCCUAACCAAGAUGCAGUGUGCCCGCAUCAGCGUGCUGUCCUACCCCUACUUCCCAGAUGCGCUGGCGCUGCUGACUGCGGCGGUGGACAUCUCGGAGCGGCCCUCCAAGAGCGGCGGCAGCGGCGGCGCAGCAGCAGCUGGCGAGGCCGCCGCCAACAGCUGAGUGCCGCUCACGGGAAGCCGCGCUGGCGUCCAGCGGCCCCUGCACAGCUGAUAGGGAUAUGUUCUUCAUGCGUGACUCCUUGCUUGACAUGGUGCAGCAUGUGCGCUCUAAUUUUGGUGUUGAUUUCGGUUGCCGUUUUAAUCCAUGCAUGUUUGGUUUCCGGAAGCCGCCACCCAUCCUCACGUUUGGGAGAGCUUAUCCCGCGCCGCGCUUAUUGUUUGUUUUGAGUGUUGGAUUGUUUAAACGCGCGGAAUGUGAAGGCGAAUGCCAACGCAGCAUAAACGGGUGGGUGGCGGCCGGAAGUGGGUGACUGCAUGAAGGUUGGUGCGAAUACUAUUUCGAUUUGCAUCUUGUGGUCGACCUUGCUGUGAGGCCCGCACACUACGGUCCCUGGGAGCCGUGUGCAUCAACCAAGUUUUGCCAAACAUAAUGAAGCUGACCAUGAUCUAACGGCGGGCGGUGUGGGUGUCUUGCUGGGUCCGCAUACGGUACCUGUGGGCGGGCCCGCAAGCCUCAAUAAAGUUUUGAUGUCCUUUUUCCAUGGCCUAACUCCAGUUUUAGAACGCUAUGAGCUUAUCUCUCUUACAUAUAGAGCACUGUCACUGCACAAGAUACGAGGAAGCACUGAAGAUCUCGGGGGAAGCCGUCCAUGAAAGACGGGGGAAAGGAAAAGGGAUGGCCUAGAAGUGGUGUGAUGCGGUUGGCCUGGGACAGCAUGGGACUGGGACGGUCUUCAUGGCGUGUGCACGUUUCUUACUAAACGCUAAUUUGGUGCGCUCACGUGCAUCCCUUACAAAGACGUUGCUGGGGGCUCGUGAGAGAAGGUGCCACAGCUUGUUCCGAAUGCAUGCGAUGCCAGUUCGUAUGGCAGCGUUAAUCUGUGCGUGCCAUGGAAAUAUGGCGUGCCUUUCCAGCCCCAGCUCCAUUUGGUGUGGAGCUGAGGCUUUGAAGGAAGUGGUGCGCUGUUGCUGCAGAGUGAUGCAGCAGUAGUCUGGAGCAAGGGCCGGUGAGGCGGCUCACGACACAAGCGUGAUGAGCAGAGUCGGAAGCUAUCAUCGGAAGAAAGAAAGGCGACAUGGCACGUUGGGUGCCAAUUCGGUGUGAACUACUAUGGUCGGAAAUGCAUCAACUCUAUGAUGUGUGUACAACUAGGCUGGCGCUGGAUUACAGAAGGCAACGUCAAGAAGGUGAGGGCUGCCGCCUGUGCCCGGCGCAGCCGAUGGCCAGGACGAUGUCGAGGUGCCUCUGUAUCGUAAGACAGAACCGCAGUUGGCGACGCGGGCCACCCACACCAUGGCUGGCACGUGUGCUCGAGUACCGUGCGGUACGCGUAUGGUAGGCAGGUGGUAGGCGUAUAUUAAGGCGGGUGUGCACAACAAGAUGCGUUCGAGCGCCCCAACCCCCAAUCCCUUGGGGCUACUAGGUGACGCGGUGUGAUGCAGCGGGUGCGGGCUCUGACAAAUGACACGAGGGCAAGCCCUCGAGGUAAGGCAGGUCGUAAGUUGGCAAGUACUGCGGGGCUGCAACCCCACGCUAAUACGCUUGCCGGUGGAGCAAGGCCGCAACGCUGGGGCGCAGAGCGCCAGCAGCCCAGCACCUGCAGCACUGACAGCAAUACCUGAGAUAUGAAGGACAGGUGGACACCUCACACCUGGACUGAUCGGACGUCCAAACGAAGGAAACGGUGCGGGGCCAAAAGGAUGAACAUCAGCUUUAGGCCCGACCACUCCAGGGGCACCUGUGAACCACCCGUACUGUGCAUGGGUUUCGGCGGUGUGUCGGCGGCCGCUGUAGCGGCAAGCUGCAUCGCCGAGCUUGAGCCUCGCCAAGCAGCCCAGUAUGCGAAAGCAGUCGUCUGCCAUCUCAUGACAGGGCGCGCCGGCGAGGCUCGCGAUCGGGAGGGGUGCUGGCGAUGGGGCCCUGGGGAUCGGGAAAUGCCACACCACGGGCGUAGAAACACACGCUGGUCUGACGCCGCAACACCGCGGCAAGCCCCUUGACUUUUCUAUAAGUACGUAUGAUUUUUAUGCAACCCAACGACAAGCGGCGCGGACGCUGCUAGGUUUACGGCAUCGUGUGUGUCACCGACGGCAGAUUUGCGCGAAGUGUUACGCACUGCCCAAUCGCAGGUC
This is a messenger RNA of Chlamydomonas reinhardtii, 3682 nucleotides long. RefSeq lists its product as uncharacterized. NCBI's taxonomy places the organism in Eukaryota, Viridiplantae, Chlorophyta, Chlorophyceae, Chlamydomonadales, Chlamydomonadaceae. The record is from RefSeq and is a predicted model, not a curated record. The coding region runs from base 87 to 1550 and encodes 487 amino acids. The transcript has 3 exons.